Messenger RNA from Podarcis muralis (Common wall lizard), 1170 nucleotides. The record is from RefSeq and is a predicted model, not a curated record. NCBI's taxonomy places the organism in Eukaryota, Metazoa, Chordata, Lepidosauria, Squamata, Lacertidae.
AUAAAUUAGGGCUGCCCACUUCCUGUUCUGGAUGCUCCCCACCCCCCCAGCCCCUCUGCUGCAGGAUACAGCCAGACCAGAAAGAGGAGAGCCUCUGUGGGGCUGAAGCAGAUCCAGCGCAGUGGGGCAGGAUGUGCUGCCUGCAAGCCUCGAUGUGGCAACAUUUCAGAACCCUCGUCGUCCUUCCGGUGAUGGGCUUUCCAGCUUAAAAUAACACUUUCUACGCUCUCUGUGGACAUUGCCUCCGGUGUUCCAACGCCGUUGGACAAAAUGGCUGCCGAGCUGAGGGCCGGCGGGGUCAUGAGUCUCCCUUUGCAGAACGUUCUAGAACACGAGGCGAUCCCUGGCGCGAAACUCAGGGAGGGAUCCCAAGUGGGGCUUCUGGAAUCCGAAGGGGAACGGGUGGUCCCUCGCGUCAUCCAGGUUGGGACCAUCGGGGAGCUUCUGGGAUGGGUGCCCCCCCAAGAGUUGACCCAGGGGUCCGAGGAAGGCUUGGCGCAACGCUGGGAAACUCAGUGGCAGGAGGUCCUAAAGGCCGUGCAGCCCCUUCCCUCCGGGUGGGGAAGCCAACAGCCGUCGAAACCGUUGCUGUGGGGCUCUUGUGAGGCCGUGACGGUUGCUGGCCAUUGGCCCAGCGGAGAUGGAGUCGCUCAGCUUCUGGUGAGCAAUGGCAGAGGAGCUCCAGGAGCCUUUAGCAAUCCGGUCGCUGGAGAAAACAGGACGUCGGAGAAAGAGGCCGUGGGAAAGGACGACACUGGCACCGACGCGCAGGGCAGACAUUUCGGGCAGUUUGGCUACCAGGAAGCCGAGGGACCCCGAGAGGUUUGCAAGAAGCUCCGGGAACUCUGCUGGCAGUGGCUGAAGCCGGAGAGGCACACCAAGGAGCAGAUCCUGGAGCUGGUGAUCUUGGAGCGGUUCCUGACCAUCCUGCCUCCGGAGAUGCAGAGCUGGGUCAGGGAUCGCGGCCCUCAGACCUGUUCCCAGGCGGUGGCCCUGGCCGAAGAUUUCCUCAGACGCCAGCAACCAGAGGCCGAGGCACUGGGGAGACACGAGGAGGAGGUGAUUGCGGUCUCCCCUGAGGCCGAGUGGUCGCCGUUGGAGGGCAGCUUGCGUCCCAACUCAUUGGGGUCAAAUACAUCAUCAAUAACUCAACAGAGUUUUACCCAAUAA